AUGAAUAGCUACACGGAUAACGAAUACGACAGACCUACGAAGAGGGCAAGAUCUAGCCCAGAUGCACCCGGUGCUAUUGGAGGUGCCCUCGCUGACCUUGGUCAGAUAUCGAUGCCCAAAGAAACUGGAGCAGGUACAACGGCCCUCCCCGUCGCGGCACGCUCGACUGCUAGUAAACAAGAAAACGUCUCCACCGCGGUUUACAGGAAGGAGGCGCGUUCAAGUAAAACCCUCUCUUGUAACGAGUGUAGACGACUGAAAUUGAAGUGCGACCGAGUGUUCCCUUGUCAAUCGUGCUGUAAACGUGGAUGUGCGGAAAUAUGCCCGGAUGGCACGCUCACAUCAGGCAGAGGUAGCCGCUUCAUUCUUGCCAACACCGAACAGUUACAUGAAAAAAUUAACCAGCUCUGUGACCGGGUUAAAUUGUUGGAAGAAGCACUUGAGGUACUCCAGGCACGUAGCUCGCCAGAUACCCACCCCCUUUUAGCGCCAGAGCUUCUUCGAAUCAAGUCGACUUUCAGCACCGAAACUGAGGGAAUUCCCAGCUCACUUCCUUCGGCUGUUAACCCCCAUCCAACGGACAAUCACCCAGAAGAACCACCAUUUAUUUUCGGGCAGAAUCGGUCUCGCUUGAACGACUCUGGAGAGUCAAACUCAGGAUCACGCGCUUCCUCAGCUUGCUCAGAAGUCCCUAAUGACUUGCUUCAAUUGAGCUCCACCUUCCCAGUCCCUUGGGCGAUUGACUUGAAACUGAGGAAACGAAUUCGUGAUUGCUUACCACCGCGGAAUGAAGCUGAGACCCUGUGUCAGGCCGCCCGUCGAAACGCUCUAUGGCAAUUCGAUCUAGACUCAUCGAAUACAUUCCUCGACAAUCUUCUUCACCACGUUUACUCCACCACCAUCGAAGAGCUCAGUCCUAGGCGGUUAGCUUUGCUCUUAAUGAACCUUGCCAUCGGAAGUGUAGUCAGCGAGAGCGAACCAAUAGGUUCUCUGUCUGGUGAAGCUUAUCACCAUUUGUCUCGCGCCGCUCUAUGCGAGAUCCCGCUAUUAGACAUUCCCGAAUUCGAUCUAGUCCACACAAUCUUCUAUAUGAUAUGGUAUCAACUGAUGUUCUCCGACAACAAGGACGCCGUAACAUACGCAUGGAACUUGAUGGGCUUUGUUGCCAAGCUAUCACAAGGCCUUGGCCUGCACCGUGACACCUCCCGCAGUAAAGUGAUUCCAGAAGAAGAUGACAGAAGGCGAGCCGUUUUCUGGGAACUCGUUAAUAUCGAUACACGACUAAGCCUAUCGCUCGGACGACCUCCGUCUCUCUACGUCGGACAUAUUGACACACGGAAACCAGUGUAUCAAGUGUAUCAAGAAGGUCAAUCUUUGGACGGCUAUUUGUACCACGACUGGAAGACGAAAUUCCUCGCAGGCUGUCUCGAUCCAAUAUUGCAGGCCACUAUACAAAUCGAUCCGCCUCCCUACCUUCACAUAAUCCAUCUAGAUACUCUAGUUAGAGAUUUCCCCGCCAUAAACCUGCUACAAGGAAAGUCAAAGCCAACCCGAUCCUUAAGGAUGCAGAAUGCUGUGGCCAUAACAGGGCUUGAAAUAGCAAUUCUCCAACUUCAUCGGCGGUACUUCUUGAAGGCCCUGAGUAACGGUGGAGAGUUCGAUCUCGAGCAUGAAUACGCACCAUCUGUGGUUGCAACAUGCAUUGCUGCUACCUCGUUGAUAUCCUCCACCGAGGAAAUAUUCAACUGGGAGGCAGAUUUGACCGCGCGAUUUCUACAUUUCUGGUUCAACGCGUUCUCUGCUGGGGUUGCACUCUGUUUAGUAGUGGUUCGGGCACCAGCUAGCCCACUGUCUUCGUAUGCCUUGCAGUCCAUGCGAGGGGCUUGUCUUCUAUUUCGGAGAGCAGCGAAACUAUUGCCUUUUUGUGCGAAAGCGCUUCCGGUUCUGGAAAAGCUGACCCUGCGGUCACAGCUAGCAUACGAUCAACGUUCGACUCAGAACGGAUCUGACCUCGCCUUGCAAGGCAGCGGUGAGGCCCGUGGAUGCGUUUCGUCUGGUUUCACCAGUGCUCAUGCUAGUUUGCGUCGUUGCGCCGAGGACAUCAUAGCUCACUCACGUAACGUCCCCGGGCUGAGGCAGGUGUCCCCUCACAAUAACCAAGAGGAGUGGGAGAUGGAACGACUUCCGGACGUUUAUGGGUUUAACUCGUUAGGAUUUAGUACUGGCGAUCGCUUCUCUAGAGAUGGAGAGUUUGCCAGGCUGCUCCCUCACCCAUUCGCACCUUGCUCGCCUCGUAUAGCGGAAGAUGAACCCUUUAAUCUCGAGUGCGGCGCACUCACCUUGGACCUUACGAACACCAGCUACAUGGCUUGGUUUUAG
This is a messenger RNA of Pleurotus ostreatus (oyster mushroom), 2379 nucleotides long. RefSeq lists its product as uncharacterized. The record is from RefSeq and is a predicted model, not a curated record. The transcript has 15 exons. Gene Ontology annotation, biological process: regulation of DNA-templated transcription; DNA-templated transcription. The coding region runs from base 1 to 2379 and encodes 792 amino acids. Gene Ontology annotation, molecular function: DNA-binding transcription factor activity, RNA polymerase II-specific; DNA binding; zinc ion binding. NCBI's taxonomy places the organism in Eukaryota, Fungi, Basidiomycota, Agaricomycetes, Agaricales, Pleurotaceae.